Messenger RNA from Homalodisca vitripennis (glassy-winged sharpshooter), 373 nucleotides. Its product is annotated as INO80 complex subunit B-like. The record is from RefSeq and is a predicted model, not a curated record. Gene Ontology annotation, cellular component: Ino80 complex. Gene Ontology annotation, biological process: chromatin remodeling. The transcript has 2 exons. The coding region runs from base 56 to 295 and encodes 79 amino acids. Lineage: Eukaryota; Metazoa; Arthropoda; Insecta; Hemiptera; Cicadellidae.
GCUGUUGCGCAAGCAGGAGAGUAAAUCGAGCAAAACAAGCGGCAAGAGUCGAACCAUGCGACGCCAAGUUCCAUCUGUGACGCUCUGUUACAGUCUGGACAACAUCACCAUCACACUGCCUCCAGAUGUGGACUUCCCGCUGGCAGCAGUCAGGAGUGUGGGUCCGCCACCAGCUAAAUUGUGUGGAGUUCAAGGCUGCACAAACCUCAAGCGAUACUCUUGUUCCAAGACUGGUGUCCCUCUCUGCAGUCUUCAGUGCUAUCGGAAAAACAUUAAUGGUUCCAGAAGUACAUGAAGGAAUUUUUCUGUGGGAAAUGUGCCAGUCUCUAUUGUACAUUAUGUAAAUAAAUAUUUAAGAUACUUCACAACUGAU